AUGGAUGUUUUAUGUAAAAAUUUUUCAUUAAUAUUAGAAAUUGAUUAUGAAAUAAAUAGUAAAAUUAAAUUAGAAAAGGAAGAAUUAUUUUUUAAAGUUUGGAGAAAUGUUUUUAUAAGAAAUAAAUGUAUAUUUUAUCAUUUAAGGAAUUUUAAAAUUGCAAAUUUUAAUAUAAAACAUAAUUUUGAGAGUUUAAGAGAAUAUCCAUUAAGAAAUUAUUUAACUGGAUUGAAAAUUACAAAUGACGAAACAUUACAAAAUGAUAUAGAUUUUGGAUCAACAAUUCCAAAUAAAAUAAUUCCAAAUUCUGUUGGAUUAUUAAUAAUAAAUCAAAAUAUAUUAAUAUCAAAAGGAGAUUUACCAGAUUCAAUUCAUACCUUAGCUUUUGGUAAAAGAUUCAGAGAAUUAAUUUCAAAUGAUAUGAUACCAAAAAAUGUAAUUAAAUUAAAGUUGGGAUAUCAUACUAAAAUUGAUGAAGAUUUUAUUUUACCAAAAUGUAUAAAAUCAUUAUCCAUUGAAAGAAAAUCACAAUUAUCAUUAUUAGAUCAAGUUACAUCAUCAAUUGAAUAUUUAGGUAUUAAUGAAUGUGAUGCAGAUACAAAAAUUCCAACUACAAUUAAAAGUUUAGGUUUAACUUCAAAAUUUCAUAAUAAACUUCCAAUAAUACCACCAAAUAUCGAAUACCUUCAUAUUGGAAAUAAAUUCAGUAAAGAAAUUGAUUUUUUAGAUUUAAAACAUUUAAAAAUUUUAAAAAUUGGUAGAUCGAAAAAAUUUAAAUCCUUAUCUGACAUUGCUCUUUCACUAAAACAACUAAUUUAUUUAAAAGUAUACUCUGAAUUUUAUUUAUUGGAAUAUCAUUAUAAUUUUACAUCACUUCAAAUUUUAUGUUUUAAUGAUCAAUUAAUAGAAAUUUUUGAAGGUUUUGUGGACCUUAAAAAUUAUAUUUAA
Messenger RNA from Dictyostelium discoideum AX4, 948 nucleotides. RefSeq lists its product as hypothetical. The record is from RefSeq and is a predicted model, not a curated record. The transcript has a single exon. Bases 1 to 948 code for a protein of 315 amino acids. NCBI's taxonomy places the organism in Eukaryota, Evosea, Eumycetozoa, Dictyosteliales, Dictyosteliaceae.